AUAGUCGAUUACACGGCGCGACCGCGCAUGGACGUGCCGCGAAGCUUUUCGACGCGCUUAGCACGCGGUUCGCACUUCGUAAUUUAAUACGACACUAACAUCAAAGGAAAACUUAAAAUAUAGAGUAACACUGUUUUCUUAAAGAUAUUAUAAUUAAAAUAUUUGGAACAUUUUCUAGUUUGUGAAAGAGAUAGUGAGCGGUGAUACGUGUUAUAUAAAGAUCCCAAGAAGAUGUGCUAUUUAUCAAACAAAGAAAAUGACAGUUGAUGGAAUCACGUGAAGCAUAAAAGUUUUGUUUCCUUUCCUAAUAUUUUUACUACAAUUUGAUAGUGCAGUUAACUUAAAGUUAAAUACAGUUUUACUAGAAUUAUUACAAAUUACAGACUGAUUUAAGUGAUUGUACGUUAGAUUAGUGCUCAUAUUGUAUUGGUGAUUGAAUCUAUCCCAAUCAAUAUGUUGUUUCAAGGGCCUCUUCUGUUCCACGUAUUCAUAAUAUUCAUCACAGUAUGCAUUAGAGAAACGCUAACAACUUCACAGUCAACCAGCACUGAAGUAAGUCCGUCGAUGCUUCAAACGACACCCGCGAUACGAACGAAUACAACAUUGUACGCGUGGAGCGCGUGGGGUGCGUGGAGUUCGUGCUCGCGCUCGUGCGGCGGCGGCGUCGCCGUGCAGGAGCGCCAGUGUCUCCCACGGGAUCCCACAAGAUGGCGUCGCAGUAGAAAGAGAAGAAAGUUGACGAGGAGUGUGGAUCACACCCGCCGAGCAAGGAACAUAAUAACACGCUCCGAACCCGACUGUCCCGGCCUCGGGCGCCGCUACCACGAGUGUAAUACUGCGCCGUGUCCCGGUCCACGUCGUGACUCUCGGGCGGACCAGUGUGCAGUGUACGACCGCAGACCUUUCCGCGGACGCUUUUAUACUUGGGUGCCAUAUGUUGAUGGGAAUGCUCCGUGUAUUUUGAACUGCAGACCACGCGGACAACAGUUCUACGCUUCAUUAGCGCUGGUAGCUGACGGCACACCUUGUACUAAACCGGGAUUUCGAGCUAUUUGCGUACAAGGAAGCUGUAAAGUUGUGGGCCGAGAAGGCGUCCUUGCGUCAACAGCGACACGCGAAGUCCGCUGUGGCCGCCGCCUCGUUUCGGGACUCUUUACCCGGCCCCGUUUGCCUCUAGGCUACUCAUUUGUGACCACAAUCCCACGUGGUGCAUGUCGCCUGAACGUCUCCGAAAUUGUACCCAGCGACAAUUAUAUCGCGUUAAGAGUGACGAAUGGCUCCUACAUUAUGAACGGAGAGUUUGCCGUCAGUGCACCCGGUACAUACGAAGCGGCUGGUACGCGCUUUAUAUAUUCACGCACUGCGGGGCUUGACAAUGUUUUCGCUUUGGGACCCAUACAUCAUUCAAUUGACAUUAUGGUUUUAUACACACAACCGAACCCACACAUAAAGUAUGAGUACUUAACCGACUUACCACCCGAUGAUACGAAUAACGACAUUCCGCCUGCAAGCAACACUCCUGUACAUCAUCAAGCAGCUCGCCAUCAUCGCCAUCACAAUGCUGAAUCUCACACGCGUGCUCUUCAAAACUCGAAAUCUGAACCUUCCUUAUCGAAGCAACCAGAUUUCACAUCAAUGGAAAGUCAAUUCCAAAUCGACAGCAACGUUAUCGGUGAUAGAAAGUUUAUGUGGAAGAUAUUAUCGUUCACGCAAUGUUCGCGCUCAUGCGGCGGAGGUCUCCAAAUAGGCAAGUUCAAGUGUGUUGAAGUCAGUGAGACGGAUGAUCGAGAAGUCUCUCCGGCACAUUGUUCUGGCAAUCCGCCACCAUCACAGCGUCGUCGUUGUGGUACCACUCCUUGUCCUCCCCGAUGGAGAGCUGCAGCUUGGGGGCCUUGCCCUGUUUGUGGUCCAGCCCACCGUACAAGAAUCGUAGGAUGUGUUCAAGAUCAUGCUCGAGGCAUAACUAAGAUAAGUGAUCAAAAAUGUCCUCUUCCGAUGCCGCCGAGUAGUAAACCUUGUAAUAUUCCAAACUGCGACGGCACUUCAUCCACAACAAAUGCGGAAUCACGUUUCGAUUCUAAACGUCAAGUGCGACCGAAAGAUCGUACUGAAACAUUCCGCGAGGGACCAGUCAUUUCCCUGGCAGCAAAUUUCACGGAAAAUGAAGUUAGUGCUACGAUGGAACCAUCUUUUAGCUACAGUACAGCUGGCGGGUGGCUGUACACUGAGUGGUCUGAGUGUGUCGGUUGGUGCGUUGGGGGUGGAGUGCAAUCUCGAGGAGUACGAUGUGCAGACCCCAAUGGCUGCGCUGCUCAUCGCGCCCCUCACUCUUCACAGUCAUGUUCCCUAAGGAAACAAUGCGAUGCUCAGUGGUUCACAGGCGAAUGGUCUCCAUGCUCGGCAGCUUGCGGUGGCCGCCAAGUCCGAGGAGUGAUUUGCAUAGGAGGGAACGGCAGGAGACUGCGCGACGGCUCUUGUCAAGCACCACGACCAGAAUCUGAGAGGGCCUGCGGGGGUAUAUGCGCACCUUCGUGGUAUCUUAGUGACUGGGGAGAGUGCAUGGGUCCGUGCGAGGCGGGCAUACAGACACGGACGGUCUGGUGCGCUCGCGGCGGCGCGGCGGGAGCGGCGGGCGCGGCGCGGGACGCUGAUUGCGCCGGGCUGCGGCCCGCGGCGCGUCGCACCUGCGUGCCCGCCAGGUGCUCUACCAAGCCCAACGUCAAGCCAGCCUUCAUCAGUCCCGUGCCAUCGGUUGCAGAGACACAGAGAGUAACUAGACACCAAAGUCUGAAGGAUCGAUCGCUUGCCGACGGUGCAUGUAUGGACAAAUUAAGCAACUGUAUGCUAGUGGUGCAAGCGCGACUUUGCCAUUAUCCGUACUACGCCGACAACUGCUGCCAUUCCUGCCUUGGGCGAUAAGUUAAAAUCGGCUAAGGUAUGAAAAAAGGUACUCUUGCGAGCAAAAACCAAGUAAGGCGGCGGGUUAGUGGACUCGUGACUCAUAGUAUUGUGAUAAAUAAUGGACGCAUAGUGAGAACACGCAUUCAGUAAUCAGACGAGCGCCCGAUUUAGGCCCGUACCCGUAAGGAAGUAGAAAUCCCUCGCAUUUAAGCCCCUUAAUGAUGUUUAUGUGGUUAUAACAAUGCGUAUAAUUGCCGUAAAUAAUGAAGCAACGGUCCUUAAUAUUAAAGGUAUCUUUGCGAAACAUAUUAUAAGAGAUAAUGUCGAGCUAAAACCCAUACUAACUAUGUAUGGUGAUCUUUGUAGCAAUUCUGUAGCGGUCAUUAAAGCAUACGCAUUUUGAUUGUAGAGAAGGUUUAUGUUUCUCAAAUUCACUUUUAAGUAUUAGAAAUAAUUUCGUGAUCUCCAGUUUUUAAUGAGCUGAAUCUGUGCAAGAAACUGUUUCACGAUGAAUUCGUAAAUUAAUGAAUACGAAAAAUAAUAAACAGAACCUUUUAAUGUUCUUCACCAUUUAAUGUAAUAUUUAUAAUGCCUGAAUAACAUUUUAAUUGGCCAAUAUUUGAAUUUCAAGUAAUAUUUUUAUUAAGAGAUUAAUUAAAAUUGUAUAUUAUAAAAUUGUAGUAGAUAACUGCAUGAAUGCUAUCAUUCACAGUAUAUUAGGCUAUGCUAUUAGAUAAUAAGAAACGAUAGUAUUCCUUACAAAUGUUUAUAAAAUAUUUCUGUAUGGUGUGUAUUUUUUAGAAACUUUAUUUUGUGUUCAUGAUUAUUUAUUUACGCUGAUUUCUAUAAAUAAAAUCAUUUAUUUUAGAAUUGUAAUGUAAAUAGUUACUUUGUAUGUAUAGUGCAUUUAUAUACUGGCUGUUAAGUAUUUAUAAUCUUUAGUCAACAAUAGUCAAUAUUAUAUCACAAAUUCUUUGAUAAACUGUGUUUUUUUUUGUCACCAGAAUAACAUCAAUUUAAUCAUCAUAUUUAAUAAAAGUCAAUGUUACAUCACAACUUCUUUAAUAUUAUUUGUCACCAGAAUAACAUCAAUUUACGAUUAAGUAAACAUUUCUGUACUAAUCAUGCAUAACAACGUACAAAAAUUAUAAGCUUUAAACACG
This is a messenger RNA of Parnassius mnemosyne (clouded apollo), 4064 nucleotides long. The record is from the annotation of a GenBank genome assembly. NCBI's taxonomy places the organism in Eukaryota, Metazoa, Arthropoda, Insecta, Lepidoptera, Papilionidae.